Molecule: messenger RNA, 3593 nt
Organism: Rhineura floridana
Lineage: Eukaryota; Metazoa; Chordata; Lepidosauria; Squamata; Rhineuridae
Gene: FBXO43
Product: F-box protein 43
Exons: 8
Coding region: 1272-3302 (676 amino acids)
Biological process (GO): regulation of mitotic nuclear division; negative regulation of meiotic nuclear division
Cellular component (GO): nucleus
Source: RefSeq, a predicted model, not a curated record
UCAGAGAAGAGUUCUACAGAUUGCUUAUCGGCCAGCUUGACUAAAAAAACGUUCCUGUCCUGCGUAACAAAUAAAUGCAACUUCUUCCUCGCCGCCUCCUCAGCUAUGCUUUAGUGUGUUACGUUAUUCUGAGCUCUUCUUCUAGGAGGCAGCACUGAGAAGGAGGAGGGGAAAGCUACAGCGGUUGGGAAAGGCGGGUAGUUCAAAACUGAGCGAGGGAAAGCCUCAGCAGGCGCACGCGGGCAGUUCAGAGGGAGGCGUUGCUUCCUCGCUUAGGGCAACGCUCUGAGGCUGAGGCGAGCUGGAGCGGGGAAAGCGCGGAGCGGCUGUUGCUGCUUUUUCUUCAAUAGGCAGAGAGCAGCGCCCCUUCAACAUAGUUCUUGCCCUCAGUGCCUGCCAGUUCUUGGGAUGGGCUCGAAUUCGUUCUUCCCUUUUAAAAGCCCCAUUUAACCACACUCUCCAGUUCCCUCUCCCCCAAAUCUCUGCUCCACAUUUGGGGGGCAGAACAUGAUCUCCAUUGACUUGUGCAAGGAUUUGGGUGUGAGACUACUGCUGGUGAUGAAUUUCACUCAAGGUGAAUGAGCCCCUAAAAUUACCGUUUCUGUCAUGGUUAUUUUAUUUAUUUAUUUAAUUUAUAUCUGGCCCUCCCAAAAGGAGCCCAGGGCAGCAACUUACUAAAUUUUAGACAACAUACUAAAGAAAAAAUAGAGUGCAUGUAAUUUACUCUGCUGCUAUCUGGUUUAAUUAACUAUACUUUGGUGCUAAUUAUAUUUAUCACAUUCAUGAUUUAAAAUAUUUCAAUAUACACUUGGUAGAGUUUUUGGCUUGGUGUUUCCCCACACCCAUUUUGGAUGUCUUUCCUCCUCCAUUUUACCGCCACAGUCCCCCCUCCCCCCCGUUAAAAAGGUAUUCUGAUUUUAACUGUAAGGAAAACUUCGUGAGAAGCACUCCUGGCUUUCAAAUUAACGAGAGUAGACAAUCAUAUUCCUAAAUUCUGAAUAUCUUCCAAGCAAGUGAGGAAGAGGAAACUUGAUAUCUUGUGCACAGUUCCCCUCUAUUCUGUUCUAAAUUCUGAAAUCCUCAACAAACUGGUCAUGCAAAUUCUGAUAUGCACAAAUCAACUAAUCCGAGUUUUAUAGGAGAGAUUCUUUUUUGGACAGAACCUGGAGCCCCCAAUGCAUCUUAGGUGAUGCCUGCAUAGUUGUGGAGUACUUAUUUAACUGCAGCCUCCUUGUGAAUCCAGCAGAAUCAUAACCAGUUCCCAACACAAGAUGUCAGAAAGCCACUCAAUUCUAUCUAGUAUUCUUAAAAGAGGCAGACUGACCUCUUCUGGCAACAGUGCAAGAUACUGCAGCUUUAAAGAUUCUUGCUCCUCUUCCAUAUUUCAUGACAGUGGAUACAAUGAAUCAUUAAAAGACCCAAGCUUUGAUUAUUCUGAUGCAGAGCAUAAACGUGAACAGAAUGAAAGAGGCCUGUCUGAAUAUUCUAAACAUUCGCAUUCCAGCUUAUGCACUUCAUUGUAUUCCAUUGACGAAAAUAAUGCUAUCAUUUUAUCAGAAAGAAAGGAACCCAUUGUACAUACAGACUUCUUUGAAACACCCAAAGUUGCUAAAAAAGACUUGUCACUUCGCAGGAGAUUGCUUGUGUCCAAAGCAGCUUCUGUUGGUUCUUUGGGAUUUUCUGAAAGACAAGUAUCUUUAGGGAAUAGUCGGAAAAAAACAUGUUUAGCUCACUUUCUUAGUUUUGAUGAAAGAAUUUCAAAAUGUUCCCUGGAUUCUCCAAAAGAAAAGAGCUACAAGCCUUUGGCUACCAGCACUUUAAAAAGUGAAGACCCUACAUCUGGUUGUCAGAAACUCAGGCUUAUUUUCUCUCAGCAGAGGACUUCUACAAUAGAUGAUUCAAAAUCUAAAGGUAGUUUGUUGUCUGAACCAGGUUGUUUAUCUCCAAUCCAGCCUAAAUCAUCCAAAAAUACACCUAACAUUUUUAUUGACAGUGUUCUUACUAGUUUUAAUGAUCAAACCACUUGUUCAGAGUUAGCGGAAGCUCCUCGAUGCACAUUGUCUGAGACAAAUGAUAGAUUUAUCACACCAAUCAGUAGUCCUGUAGAAGGAUUUAACCUUAAUAUAGCUGAAAUAAAUACACCUCCGGUUGAAGAAAUAAGCAACUUGAGCCUAUUAACACCUGAUAGCAGCAGCUAUAAUUCACUUGGCUUUGAUAAAUCUGGAGAUUCCUUGUCAGAACAUGAGGGAUCUUUCCAAGAACUACUUCAAAAACGUAUUGAAUCAUCUAGCAUUCUAAACUCUAAAAGAAAGUUAACAAAGCUACAACGCUCAAGAAGAUUAUCCACUCUUUCAGAACGUGGCUCACAAUCAGAAAAAGAGGAAGACUAUGAUACCACUCUUGCUAAUUCAAAAUGUAAACUAAAAAUAGCUGCUGGUUCUAUCAAAGAAGAUGAUGAAUUGGUUUUUAAUGAGGAUGACAAUAAAUGCUUGGUUUCAAAUCUUGGCAGUCUAUCAAGAACCCCUGCUUUGCAAAUAAUGCAUGAGCUUUUUAUGCAAAACAGAAGUAAAAGAACAGAGCAAAAUGACCUGUUGAAGAAUAUUGAUGAAGCUGAUAUGUCUGUGCUAAAAUGUAUUGUUGCUCAACUCAUUGGCAAGAAAAUGGGCAUUGAAAAACUAGAUAUAUUAACAGAACUGAGAGAGAGAGACUUAAAACAUGUUCUUACUUUGAUUUUAGAUAUCCUGACCGUGGAAAGCCUAUGCAGUAUGUGGAAAGUAAGCAAAAACUGGCGUGAAAUUGUUGUACAAGAUAAACAUGCAAAUCGGAGGAGGAAGUUGUACAUAAAACAGCUGAGAGCUGAAGCUAAGAGAUGCCUGCUGGAUGCGGAAGAUGCUGCCACUAGACUUAUGAUGACUAGAUUUGCACUGCGACCAGUCCAGGCUCAAGCUAAACCUGUGGUUUUACAAAUGCAGUCCUCUUGUAAUGACUCUUUGACACCUCUGGGAUGCAGCCCUAUUCUUCAGUCAGCUAGUAAACAAGAAGCAUAUGUAAAGGUUGCCCAGACACUCUUCAGUGAUGAAGCUUUAAAACCCUGUCCAAGGUGUCGGUGUCCUGCAAAAUUCCAAACCUUAAAAAAACGAGGACUUUGUAGUCGGGAAGACUGCGCAUUUGACUUCUGCAUUUUAUGUCUAUGUGCCUUCCAUGGGUCAAGAGAAUGUAGCAGUUCAUCUGCUAAACGACAAAACAGAAAAGAUGCUCUGCCAGGAAGUGCAAAAAGCAAGAGAAACUUAAAACGUCUCUAAACAUCUUAGAAUGAAUGGAACAUAUUUUCCCUCCCUCUCAAUUCUGUUUGUAUAGGUAGCACUUUUAAUAAUUAUGCAUUUUGAAAGUAUUGCCGAUUAUAAUUUUGACCAUUAAUCAAGUUGAUAAUUUAAUUCUCUAUAUAAAUAUCCCAAACUUGACUUUUGAUACAUUUUUGAAAAAAGGGAAAAAAUUUUAAACUCUUUUUGUCUUGGUGUUUGUCACUUUGGCAGACACGCUCAAUGAGAUUUCAAUAAAGUACUUUCAACAUAGUUUUCAAUAUGUCUUACAAA